Messenger RNA from Ananas comosus (pineapple), 1206 nucleotides. RefSeq names its product protein LURP-one-related 5-like. The transcript has 2 exons. Lineage: Eukaryota; Viridiplantae; Streptophyta; Magnoliopsida; Poales; Bromeliaceae. Bases 113 to 781 code for a protein of 222 amino acids. The record is from RefSeq and is a predicted model, not a curated record.
UCCUUCACCACCCUAUAAUUAGUUUCUACACAAAUCUUACUAGGAAAAAAUUUUAAAAAACAACCAAUUAUAUCCUAUCAAGAGUGAUCACAUAUAGAAAAGAAAGGAUCAAAUGAGUAAGAUUCAUCCGACGGAGAGCAAAAAGGUCGACGGUGCAGCGUCGGGAGCACUAGACCGUCACCCCUCGACGUGGACGGUGUGGAAGAGGUCGAGCAUGGCCUUUCAGGGGACCGACGGAUUCUCGGUGUACGACUGCGAGGGGCGGCUCGCGUUUCGCGUCGACAACUAUUCGAGGCGGCAUAAGUGCUUCUCGGGGGAGCUAGUCCUCAUGGAUGGCAAGGGAAAAGCACUUCUGACUCUAAAACCUCAGAUACUGAGCCUGUACGACCAAUGGGAUGGAUACAAGGGAGAAGAAGAAGAAGAAGAGGAUUGUAACAAAAGAUCCAAACUCCCUCUCUUCUCAAUGAGGAGGUGCUCGAUCCUUCAAAGCAGCGAUGAGGCAGAGGUGUUUGUGAAAAGCCCUCAUUCAAAUUCUCCGACAACACCCGCGACUUUUCGAAUCGCGGGCUAUUUCAGAGGAAGAUGCUGCAAGAUAUAUGGAAGCAAAGGCGAGGAGGUCGCGCGAAUAUCUCCGAAGAUGGCUAGCAAGUCGGUAAUGCUCGGAGAUGAUGUGUUCAGCUUAGUAGUUCAACCAGGGAUCGACUGCGAGAUGGUAAUGGCUUUCGUGGUGAUCAUGGAUAGGAUUUGUAAGAAGUCCUACAGCCCUCUAAUGUGUUCUUGAGAGUAUUGAGCAGAAGAACUAUUGUAUCAAAAACAGAAGCAGAAAUUUUCUGUAAAUCUCAAUUCAGGGAAGAAGAGAAAGGUUUCCUGCAAAUUUUGGAUAAAACAUCGGUUUUAGAAAGAAGAGUUAAGGUUACGCCGACUCCCGAACCAAGUAAAAGAUGAACAAGAGAAAAGAAACAGCCAUCAAAAUAUACGAUAAAUUACAGUUAAAAUAUGAUCAAUCGUAGAUUUGUAGAAUGAGUAGCCAAAGAGGAGUUUAAGGUAGAGCAGGAGUUGGUGAACCAAGAAGAAUGAGAUCGAAAAAAUGUAGUUGAUAUGCAAACUUUAACAACACUAGUAGAUGAUACUUACUAUACAAUCUUGCUUUGAAAUGAGUGAAAAAAAAAAAGGGAAAAAUGCAUCACUCUGGGGAGAUGGAAAUAC